GAAAUUAGAAGAAGAGGAAGAAGGAUGUGUUAUAUAGCCUGCCACAAAUUAUUAUUUGUAUAAGAGGAACUCUAAACUGCUGAUUAAGAGCUUUGAACUGUGGACAGAAGCAUUACAACCCUUAGUAUACAGCUGGAUGGAAAUUAUUAGGUGAAAGUUACAUCAGUGGAUUCCAGUGAGCUUUUGGAGCAGUUAGUCAUCGACACACAUACAGGAAAACAUAAGAUGCCCCCUAAGGCCAAGGCAGCAGGCAAGGGCAGAGCACCAGCUAAAAGGAAUCUGGCAGAGGAGUUCCCACCUGGAGAAGUCCUCACUGACACCAGGAAGAAGGCCUGGAAACUGGGGAUCCCAAUCGGCCAGGGAGGGUUUGGUCUCCUUUAUUUAGCUAAUGAAGAUUCUGCAAAAUCCGUCGGUGCCGAUGCUCGCUAUGUCAUCAAAGUGGAGCCCAGUGAAAAUGGACCACUGUUCUCUGAGCUUAAGUUUUACAUGCGAGCUGCAAAGCCUGAUCUAAUUCAAACCUGGAUCAAGUCUCACAAGCUGAAACACCUGGGAGUUCCCAGGUACUGGGGCUCAGGUCUGCAUGAGAAAGGAGGGAAAAGGUACAGGUUCAUGGUUAUUGACAGGCUUGGCACAGAUCUACAGAAGAAGUUUCAAGAAUGUGGAAAGAGGUUCUCCAGAAAACUGGUUCUGCAGCUCGGCCUUCGUCUGCUGGAUAUUCUGGAGUUCACCCAUGACCAUGAGUAUGUGCACGCAGACAUUAAAGCAUCCAACCUCAUGUUGAGCCACAGUGAUCCCAACCAGGUUUACUUAGUAGAUUAUGGACUGGCAUACAGGUACUCACCCGACGGUGUCAACAAAGAGUACAAGGAAGACCCCAAGAGAUGUCACGAUGGUACCAUCGAGUUCACAAGCAUUGACGCCCAUAAAGGAGCAUCUCCUUCUAGACGGAGUGACCUGGAGAUCCUGUGGUACUGUAUGGUCCAGUGGUUGUGUGGCCAACUGCCAUGGGAGGACAAGCUGCAGGACCCCCUCUAUGUCAGAGACUCCAAAAUCAAGUGUCAAGAAAACAUCUCCCAGUUUAUGAUCAAGUGCUUCUCUACACAAGACAAGCCAGAUGAAAUCCAGAAAUUCAUGGAGGAGGUUAAGUCUCUGGGAUACCAAGACAGGCCGCCCUACGAGAAGCUGCGCUCCAUCCUGCAGACCGGACUGAAGACCAUUCACACUAAAGAUGAUGGCAAGCUUGAGUUCACCUCAGUCAAUGGAACGGUGGCACCGCCUACUAAGAAGGUGACCAAGAGAAAAAAAGCAGAUGAAGAGAGUGAGACUGAGACUGAGGAAAGUUCCCCAAAGAAAAAGAGAGCUACGAAGACAAAAGAUACGAAUGGUGUGAAAAGUCCCAAAAAGACUCCCAAACCAAGAAAGGCAGCCAAAACUGGAAAACAGGGUGACCCCAAAUCCAGACUGGUGGAGACGGGAACCCAGACUACACCUGGACUCGCCCAGAAAUCAAGAGGCAGACCCAAGAAAAGAAACGAUUAAACAUUCACCUCUGUGCACUCCGUCUAUCCUCUGUAAAAUCAUUAAAAAACUAUUUUAGGGUAUGAUUUUUUUACCUAAUCCAACUGAUGAAUAUGGUUGUAUUUUGGGUGAUUGAAGUUAGAAUCAUUGAAAUAAAGAACAAAUAAAAUCGUUCUUCUGUUUUAUUUUUUUUAAAUUGAUGUAUUUGUCCAUGAGGUCAGGUUAUUAUAGUCAUUCUAAGACCUAUGAGGUCACUUUGUCAGUGUUGUAUAUUCAGAACACAGUCAGUAUAAUAUGAAUGAUUUGCUUUAUUGUCCACUGACAACACAAAAUAAAGACAAGGGUGUUUUUCUUUCA
Solea solea (common sole) is the source of this 1875-nucleotide messenger RNA. RefSeq names its product VRK serine/threonine kinase 1 (gene vrk1). Gene Ontology annotation, biological process: signal transduction; peptidyl-serine phosphorylation. The transcript has 13 exons. Gene Ontology annotation, molecular function: ATP binding; protein serine/threonine kinase activity. The coding region runs from base 226 to 1539 and encodes 437 amino acids. Gene Ontology annotation, cellular component: nucleus; cytoplasm. NCBI's taxonomy places the organism in Eukaryota, Metazoa, Chordata, Actinopteri, Pleuronectiformes, Soleidae. The record is from RefSeq and is a predicted model, not a curated record.